This is a messenger RNA of Olea europaea var. sylvestris, 584 nucleotides long. RefSeq names its product farnesyl pyrophosphate synthase 1-like. The transcript is spliced from 6 exons. Lineage: Eukaryota; Viridiplantae; Streptophyta; Magnoliopsida; Lamiales; Oleaceae. The annotation marks the transcript as partial. The record is from RefSeq and is a predicted model, not a curated record. Gene Ontology annotation, molecular function: (2E,6E)-farnesyl diphosphate synthase activity; dimethylallyltranstransferase activity. Gene Ontology annotation, cellular component: cytoplasm. Gene Ontology annotation, biological process: trans, trans-farnesyl diphosphate biosynthetic process.
UUGUUACAAGAGUGUUCAUUUUUUCUCACACACAUUCUUCCGUUUUUGUGCAGGCACCGUCGGAUUGUUCAGUACAAAACUGCCUAUUACUCAUUUUAUCUUCCUGUAGCCUGUGCACUUCUUAUGUCCGGUGAGAAUUUGGACAAUCACGUUGAUGUAAAGAAUGUACUCGUCGAAAUGGGAACUUAUUUUCAAGUUCAGGAUGAUUAUCUUGAUUGUUUUGGGGAUCCUGAGGUGAUUGGUAAGAUUGGAACAGAUAUUGAAGAUUUCAAAUGCUCUUGGUUGGUGGUGAAAGCCCUGGAACUCUGUAACGAGGAACAAAAGAAGACUCUAUACGAGAAUUACGGAAAAGAGGAUCCUGCUUGUGUAGCGAAAAUCAAAGAGCUUUAUAACACUCUCAAACUUCAGGAUACAUAUUUGGAGUACGAGAGCAAGAGUUAUGAGAAGAUAACCAAGUCAAUUGAAGCUCAGCCGAGCAAGGAAGUGCAGGCAGUGUUGAAAUCAUUCUUGGCAAAGAUAUAUAAGAGGCAGAAAUAGGAACUUGACAGAAACCAGGUUAAAUGAAGAGAAGCCGGAAGACACCC